Molecule: messenger RNA, 2228 nt
Organism: Arabidopsis lyrata subsp. lyrata
Lineage: Eukaryota; Viridiplantae; Streptophyta; Magnoliopsida; Brassicales; Brassicaceae
Product: DNA (cytosine-5)-methyltransferase DRM2
Exons: 11
Coding region: 148-2037 (629 amino acids)
Cellular component (GO): nucleus
Molecular function (GO): protein binding; DNA (cytosine-5-)-methyltransferase activity
Source: RefSeq, a predicted model, not a curated record
CUGUUUUCUCCUCCUUCCAGUAAACGGACGACGGGACAGAGCUCUCUCACCGACGGCGACAUUAUCUUUGCCGGCGGAGAGAGCGUUUCUGCAUAAUCUGUACUAAAUACUUCUAAAUUUCGAUUACUUGGAAUCUUUACUACAACAAUGGCGCAAGAUUCUGCUGGUGAUGACGAUUUUGUUGAUUGGAAUACCGAUGAUGAUUUGGAGAUCGAUAACUUUCAGUCAUCUCCACCGUCAUCUCCAAUACAGUCCAGGGUCGAAACUUUAGUUGGUGUAGCUGUGACAACUAGUUCUUUGAGCUCUCCUACAGAGACAACUGAUUUAGUUCAGAUGGGCUUCUCAGACGAGAUUUUUGCUACAUUGUUUGACAUGGGAUUUCCUGUUGAGAUGAUUGCUAGAGCAAUCAAGGAAACUGGACCAAAUGCAGAAACUUCGGUUAUAAUUGAUACUAUCUCCAAAUACUCAAGCAACUGUGAAGCUGGUUCUUCCAAGUCCAAGGCUAUUGAUCAUUUCCUUGCGAUGGGAUUUGAUGAGGAAAAAGUUAUCAAAGCCAUUCAAGAACAUGGAGAAGAAAAUAUGGAAGCAAUUGCAAAUGCACUCCUCUCUUGUGCAGAGGCUGAGAAACUGCCAGUAGUAGAGGAAGAAGAUGUCAUUGACUGGUCAAGCGAUGACGAGACAAAUUACUCCGAUAUAUUAGUCUCAGAUGAUGAGAAGGAUCCAAACUCUAAAGAAAACAGUAACCAAAUACGGUCUUUGGUGAGAAUGGGUUUCUCGGAGCUGGAAGCUUCUCUAGCUGUGGAGAGAUGCGGAGAAAAUGUGGACAUUGCAGAGCUCACGGACUUCCUUUGUGCUGCUAAGAUGGCUAGAGAAUUUAGUGAGUUUCACACUGACCCUGAAGAACGAAAGCCUAGAAAUGACAUUAAGAAAAGGCGGUUAGAGUCAAAAAAAGAGCCAAGGUCAUCUGUUGAUGACGAGCCGGUUCGCCUACCAAAUCCAAUGAUAGGAUUUGGGGUUCCAAACGAGCCAGGACUCAUCACACAUCGAUCGCUUCCGGAGUUAGCCCGAGGGCCACCUUUUUUCUACUACGAGAAUGUCGCCCUCACACCUAAAGGCGUUUGGGAGACUAUCUCAAGACACCUAUUUGAUAUCCCACCUGAGUUUGUGGAUUCAAAAUAUUUCUGUGCAGCAGCGAGGAAGAGAGGCUACAUCCACAAUCUCCCUAUCAACAACAGAUUCCAGAUUCAGCCUCCACCAAAAUACACCAUUCAUGAUGCAUUUCCUUUGAGUAAGAGAUGGUGGCCAGACUGGGAUAAAAGAACCAAACUUAAUUGCAUUUUGACUUGUACAGGCAGUGCCCAAUUAACUAACAGGAUCCGUUUAGCCCUUGAGCCUUACAAUGGAGAACCAGAACCGCCUAAGCAUGUACAGAGAUAUGUGAUUGACCAGUGCAGAAGAUGGAAUCUGGUUUGGGUGGGGAAAAACAAAGCUGCCCCACUCGAGCCAGAUGAGAUGGAGAAUAUUCUGGGAUUUCCAAAGAAUCAUACUCGUGGUGGAGGAAUGAGUAGAACUGAGCGCUACAAGUCUCUGGGAAAUUCUUUUCAGGUUGAUACUGUGGCGUAUCAUCUGUCUGUACUGAAACCCAUCUUCCCACAUGGAAUCAAUGUUCUCUCUCUUUUUACGGGUAUUGGUGGUGGAGAAGUGGCGCUUCAUCGUCUCCAAAUCAGAAUGAAGCUUGUUGUGUCUGUUGAGAUCUCAAAAGUCAACAGAAAUAUUUUGAAGGACUUCUGGGAGCAAACUAACCAGACUGGAGUUUUGAUCGAGUUCUCAGACAUCCAACACUUGACUAAUGAUACAAUCGAAGGGUUGAUGGAGAAAUAUGGUGGAUUUGAUCUUGUAAUCGGAGGAAGUCCUUGCAACAAUCUUGCAGGCGGUAAUAGGGUAAGCCGAGUUGGUCUUGAAGGUGAUCAAUCUUCGUUGUUCUUUGAAUAUUGCCGUAUUCUGGAGGUGGUGCGUGCAAGGAUGAGAAGAUCUUGAUCAUUCACUUUACCUGAAGUAGAUUGAAGUAGAUAUGACUUGUUGAAAUACUCUAUUUUGUCUGCUUUGUGUCUGUCAGAUAUAUUGGGAUAAAAAUCUAGUUGAACUUUAUUUUUCUCGUAUCUGUUAUGUAAUUUGGCCAUGAAGGUACAUCAUUGAAUAACAUAAGUCAACCUAACUCUCUUUUGGUU